GUGUGGUAUAUGUGAAGCCUAACAUCUCGGAAUACACGACAGUGUUUGAUUAGACUAUUUUUUAAGAUGGGUGUUUUUAAAACCUGUAUGGUUUUAUGUUUACUUCUAAUAAGCUGUACCGCAAGACCUGAAGUAUACACUGAGAACCAUCAUUUUGCUAAAAGGGAAGCUCAAGCUGGUUUCGGAAGUGGCUUUGGUUUUGGUAUUGGAGGAGGAUUGGGUGGUGAUGAAGGAGAAGGUCGUGGCAUAGGACUUGGAAAAGGAGGGGGCUUUGGAAGAGGCUUAGGUUUGGGUUUAGGGCUCGGAGGAGGUUCUGGAAAGGGAGGUGGUGAAGGCACGGGUGGAGGAUUUGGUGUUGGAAUAGGCUCAGGUGGUGGUGGAGGAGAGGGAAGAGGAUUCGGAGGUGGCGUUGGAGGAGAUUUUGUUGGUGGUACAGGAUUUGGACAAGGCGUAGGAUUUGGGCAAGGAGAUGGUGAAGGACUUGGUAUUGGAUUAGGUUUAGGUGCUGGCGGCGGUAGAGGAGGAGGAAAAGGAUUUGGAGGUGGAGCUGGUGGUGGUUUUGGUAGUGGAGAAGGAUUCGGUGAAGGCGCAGGAUUUGGACAAGGAGCAGGCAUUGGACAAGGAAUUGGAGGAGGUUCAGGUAGUGGAGAAGGAUUUGGUGAAGGAUUAGGACAAGGAAGUGGUAUUGGAGGAGGAUUUGGAGGAGGUAUAGGAAUCGGCGGAGGAGGUGGAAAAGGAUUUGGAGAAGGAGCAGGAUUAGGGCAAGGAGUUGGAGGAGGUUCAGGUGGUGGAGAAGGAUUUGGUGACGGGGCAGGAUUCGGACAAGGAAGUGGAAAAGGAUUUGGAGAAGGAGCAGGAUUAGGACAAGGAGUUGGAGGAGGUUCAGGUGAUGGAGAAGGAUUUGGUGACGGGACAGGAUUAGGACAAGGAAGUGGAAAAGGAUUUGGAGAUGGAGGAGGAUUAGGACAAGGAGUUGGAGGAGGUUCAGAUGGUGGAGAAGGAUUUGGUGAAGGAACAGGAUUAGGACAAGGAAGUGGUAUUGGAGGAGGAUUAGGAGGAGGUGUAGGUAUUGACGGAGGAGGUGGCAAAGGAUUUGGAGAAGGAGCAGGAUUAGAACAAGGAGUUGGAAGAGGUUCAGGUGGUGGAGAAGGAUUUGGUGAAGGGGCAGGAUUAGGACAAGGAAGUGUUAUUGGAGGAGGAUUGGGAGGAGGUGUAGGAAUUGGCGGAGGAGGUGGAAAAGGAUUUGGAGAAGGAGCAGGAUUAGGACAAGGAGUUGGAGGAGGUUCAGGUGGUGGAGAAGGAUUUGGUGAAGGAGCAGGAUUAGGACAAGGAAGUGGUACUGGAGGAGGAUUGGGAGGAGGUGUAGGAAUUAGCGGGGGAGGUGGAAAAGGAUUUGGUGAAGGCGCAGGAGUAGGGCAAGGCGGUAGAGGAGGCUUAGGUGGUGGAGAAGGAUUUGGUGAAGGAGCAGGAUUAGGACAAGGAAGUGGCGUUGGAGGAGGAUUGGGAGGAGGUGUUGGUAUUGGCGGGGGAGGUGGCAUUGGAGGAGGAUUGGGAAGUGGCGUUGGAAUUGGAGGGGGAGACGGGAAAGGAUUUGGUGAAAGUGCAGGAUUAGAGCAAGGAGAUGGAGGUGGUGCAGGUAGUGGAGAAGGAUUUGGUGAGGGAGCAGGAUUAGGACAAGGAAGUGGCAUUGGAGGAGGAUUGGGAGGUGGCGUAGGAACUGGCGCGGGAGGGGGUAGUGGAGGAGGCUCGGGAAGUGGUAAAGGAGUAGCAGGUGGAGAAGGAGGGGGUUCAGGAAUUGGAGGAGGAUUUGGCGAAGGUAGUGGAUUUGGAGAAGGAAAUGGAGUUGGAGGAGGAUUAGAUGUCGGAACAGGAAUUGGUGAAGGCAUUGGAGGUGGACAAGGAGGUGGUUCAGGUAGUGGGGGAGGAUUUGGAAAAGGAGGUGGCAUUGGUGAAGGAUUGGGUGGUGGUUCAGGCAGCGGAUUUGGACAAGGAGGUGGAUUUGGAGGAGGUUCCGGAGGUGGUCAAGGAGCAGGAUUUGGACAAGGAGUUGGUUCUGGAGGAGUAUCCGGUAUAGGUUUAGGCUCUGGAUUUGGAAUAGGCGCUGGUGCCGCUAAAGGUGGUGGCUUCGGAUUGGGCUCCGGAUUAGGCCUAGGAAUUGGAGGAGGGAAAGGAGGAGGUUUGGACUUGGGCAAUGGAUUGGGUCUAGGAAUAGGAGCAGGAAGUGGAUUUGGAGGAGGGUCGGGCGGAGGAUCUGGGUUUGGAUCAGGCUUAGGUAUUGGUGUUGGAGAAGGAAGAGGUUUUGGAGGAGGAAAAGGAGUUGGAAUUGGUGGAGGAGGAGGAUCUGGAAUAGGAGGAGGCUUUGGAAUCGGAAUAGGCGGAGGUGGAUUUGGCAUCAAGGCUUAAAUGGUUGAUAGAAAUCCAAAUAAGAUUAUCAUGUAAAUAAACCGUAAUAAUAAAUUAUUGUUAUCUAA
Messenger RNA from Anoplophora glabripennis (Asian longhorned beetle), 2471 nucleotides. RefSeq names its product glycine-rich cell wall structural protein 1.8-like. The transcript has 39 exons. NCBI's taxonomy places the organism in Eukaryota, Metazoa, Arthropoda, Insecta, Coleoptera, Cerambycidae. The coding region runs from base 67 to 2403 and encodes 778 amino acids. The record is from RefSeq and is a predicted model, not a curated record.